Messenger RNA from Penicillium oxalicum, 2727 nucleotides. Its product is annotated as putative MFS monosaccharide transporter. NCBI's taxonomy places the organism in Eukaryota, Fungi, Ascomycota, Eurotiomycetes, Eurotiales, Aspergillaceae. Gene Ontology annotation, molecular function: transmembrane transporter activity. Bases 1 to 2727 code for a protein of 908 amino acids. Gene Ontology annotation, biological process: transmembrane transport. The transcript is spliced from 4 exons. The record is from RefSeq and is a predicted model, not a curated record.
AUGGACUCUCGCCAACCGGCGACUCUCGGAGUCUCGAUCACUGUCUUCGUGCUUGCCACCAUAUUCGUCGCGCUACGGUUUGUGUCGCGGAUCCUGAUCGUGCGCAAAGUUGGGUUACACGACUAUGUGAUGCUUCUGGCGUGGGUGAUCGACUUUGGCUUCUCGUUCUCGCUGUUCUACUCGACCAAGUACGGGUUGGGGCUGCAUUCGUCAGACAUCCCAGACCAGGAUGAAUACCCCCUGAACAAGUCCAAUUAUGUAUUCACCGUGCUCUAUAAUCCGGCGCUCAUGGCCGUCAAGACCUCGAUCCUCAUAUUCUACCUCACUCUGACUCGCAAUCAAAAGGUUUUUCGCGUGGCCAAUUAUGUGACCCUCGCGGUCGUCAACGCGGCCGGCUUUGCGUUGACGAUGGUCAAUGUCUUUCAGUGUCGACCGUUCUCUGCAUCCUUUGUGCCGGGCGUGCCUGACGGGGCUCAAUGCAUCGACAUCGUCACUCUCUACCUCUCCUCGUCUCCAGUCAAUAUCAUUACCGACCUCGCCAUCCUUUUUCUGCCUAUCCCGAUCUUGACCCAGAUGCGAUUGCCCUUUAAGCAGAAGGCUAUCUUGGUGGUGACUUUCAGUUUCGGUUUUUUCGUGGCCGUGGUGGAUGUCAUUCGGGUUGCGUUCCUGCAGCGAGCGGCAAUUUCGCGGUCUUUAGCGCUGGAAGCUAUCCAUCUGCAGAACAACACGGCCGCCGAUUUUAGCUAUUAUGCCUCGCUCUCCUUCAUGUGGUCCGUCGUCGAAGUGAACAUUUCCAUUAUCUGCGGCUGUGUCCCGAGUCUCAAGCCUCUAGUCACUCGUCUGAUGCCCAAGUUGAUCCGCGAUACCGGGGAUCUUUCCACAGGCCCCUGCAGCCCUUCCGCCGUCAACCAAAGCCCGGUCGCGAUUCCCUCUCCCGCCGCUAUACCCAGUCCAAUCGAGAGGCCCGGAGUGUCACCAUCGGCCAGUGUGGAGAGCAAGUCGUCACAGUCAGGAGGUGGGAGUAUGUCUACACGCAGGAGAAGCCGACAGGCCUCGGAUCAACCCAUGGACAUGCUGGAUUUCUUGACCGAACCGGGCCAUGCGAUCGGCGAUCUCGAAACGAAUACUGCGACCAGUGCAUCGUAUCCACCCGACAUCACCUUUUUUGACUUUGUCAAUAUGAAGACGCCGGCGAGUAUGCUCAAGUUGAAUAACCGCGAAUCUAUCGCCCCCAUCGCCCUGGCAACACUACUGUUCUUCCUCUGGGGGUUCGCAUAUGGCUUGCUUGAUACCCUGAACGCGCAAUUUCAACAAAUCGUCCGCCUCAACGCAUGGCACUCCCUGGGUCUACAUGGCGCCUAUUUCGGUGGAUAUGUCGUUGGUCCCCUCUGUGUCGGACGUCCGGUUCUCAAGAUAUGGGGAUUCAAGGCAACCUUCAUCACCGGAUUAUGCAUCUACGCCUGCGGGACACUUGUCUUUUGGCCAUCAGCGGUGCUCACCUCUACAGUUGCUUUCACCAUUUCCAACUUUAUUGUGGGAUUUGGGCUGGCCGUCCUGGAAACGGCAGCGAACCCAUUCAUCGCCCUUUGCGGCCCCCAGGAGAAUUCGGAAAUCCGUCUGAAUUUCUCGCAGGGUGUGCAGGCCAUCGGCAGUGUUGUCUCUCCGCUUCUAGCAAAGAAGGUCUUGUUCAAGAAUGUCAAGGACGUGGCGUCUCUCGUGGACGUGCAAUGGACAUACCUUGGUAUCGCUCUCUUCGAUGUUCUCCUGGCAGUCGCUUUUUACUACUUACCUGUGCCCGAAGCGUCUGAUGAAGAUUUGGAGGAAUUGGCGAACCGACGCAAAGACGACAAUCGCACCAAAGUGAUUGGCAUCCCAGUGGUUUGGUGUACACUUGCUUUGGGUAUUUGGUCUCAAUUCUUCUACGUUGGUGGUCAGGAAGUCCUGUCUACCACCAUUGAACGUUUCGUUGCCAAUGCCAAUCCAAACUCUUCCCUCACCCCGUUUGACUUUCUCACCAUCGGACACAGCGUCUUCGCCGCGGGCCGAUUCCUAGCUGCUUUUGGCCAAUGGUUUAUCAAACCGCGCUGGUUUCUGAUGGCGUCGUACAUUGGUGUCAUCGUGUUUACCGCACUUUCGAUGAAAACCUCAGGUUCCGCGUCUAUCCUCAUGACCAUUUUCGUAUACCUCUUUGAGAGUGGCAUAUUCAGCACUACUUUUGCCAUCUCGCUUCGUGGAACGGCGCAACACACCAAAACAGCUGCCGCGCUGCUCGCUACGGCGAUCGGGGGAGGGACGUUCUUCCCCUUUGCCGAAUAUGCCGUCUACCUGUCUCGUGGUCAGCCGUACUCGUAUUCCGUCCUCGUCUCCCUCUUUGCAGCUGGUGCAAUCUUCCCGCUCUUCCUCAACUUUGUGCCUGCUGCGCAAAAGCAGGUGGAUCCAGUUCCUAAUGAAUAUCUUCGUCGCCACCGGCGAAAGAGAUCGAAAGCGUCUGUGAGCAAGCACCGGGAGAAGCAGAACCAUGCUGUGGGAGGGGUUCUCUCCCAACCGCGCAGCGUCGUAUCCGAGUCGGACAUGUUGCCCGAGCUACCCACUCCUUCUGAAGCACAUUUGGGUCCACGGGCACACGAUAACGGGGAUUCGAACGACAGCUCUCUAGCAAGCUCCCGAGACCGUUCGCAAUCUUCUGGCCACGAGAUUGGAAAAAGAGUGAGCUUUGCGGAGUCGUGA